Amphiprion ocellaris (clown anemonefish) is the source of this 2631-nucleotide messenger RNA. RefSeq names its product hepatitis A virus cellular receptor 1 homolog. The record is from RefSeq and is a predicted model, not a curated record. Bases 1413 to 2117 code for a protein of 234 amino acids. NCBI's taxonomy places the organism in Eukaryota, Metazoa, Chordata, Actinopteri, Pomacentridae. The transcript is spliced from 7 exons.
CGUCCUGCUAAUGACGUCAUCUUUAACAGACAUGCAGUUUUUAUUUCCAGAUACAGGAGGAGGAGGCAACAAGAGGGCAAACAUAGGGCAACAAGAGGGCAAACAGGGCAACAAGAGGCCAACAAAAGGGGAACAAGAGGGCAAAGACAGGGCAACAAGAGGGCAACAAGAGGGCAACAACAGGGUAACAAGAGGGCAACAAGAGGGCAAACAGGGCAACAAGAGGCCAACAAAAGGGGAACAAGAGGGCAAAGACAGGGCAACAAGAGGGCAACGAGUGGGCAAUAAGAGGGUAACAAGAGGGCAACAACAAGGUAACAAGAGGGCAACAAGAGGGCAAACACAGGGCAACAAGAGGGCAACGAGUGGGCAAUAAGAGGGCGAGUGGGCAACAAGAGGGUAACAAGACGUCAACAAGUGGGUAACAAGAGGGCAACAAGUGGGUAACAAGAGGGCAACAAAAAGACAGCAAAUGGAAAGUGUUGAAGUGACAGAUCCAGUGGACACAAACCAUUAGAAUUAGCAGGCCAGGAGCUGCUAAGUGGUUGGUUGGUUGGUUGGUUGGUUGGUUGACUGGUUAGCAGGUGGUUGGUUGUCUUGUUUGUGUUGUUUCAUUGUCUUCAUGGUGGUUGUUUCUCCUCAUCCUGUAGAUGUUUAACUGCUUCCAUGUCUCCAGCCUCUCCAGAUGUUUUCUCCUGCUGGUGUUCUGACGCCUCAGACUGACUACAGUGUCUGAGGUGAAUAACGCUGAUGAAGAAUGAGAAGAACCUCAAAUACCUCCUCAGCGUGUUCUGGAGAACCUUGAGGUCUGCAGAAAGCUCUCAGGCGAGUCCAUAUUGUGUGAUUCUAGUAGGGAAAGCUGCUUCCAUCCUCCAGAACUACAGCAGCAUGUGUUCAGUCCGACUGAGGAGAUGCUGGACUGGAUGAUCUUCACAGGCAGGUGGAGAGUCCAGGAUGUUCUGCUGAACUUCCUCCAUCAGGUCUCUUGGUGGCGUCAGAGCUAAAAUCUGAUCAUGUAGACGAUCAGACAGAAAAACGACUCGAGGAAACAUAAAGAGGAACCAACAGAUGUCACGCUGUAACUUUCUGUCUCCUGGUGUUUGUUUGAUGAGGAAACUUUGAAUAAAUGAGACGUUCUGGAAGGCAGCAGAAGUUUGUGUUUCUGAUCCAGAGUUUGAUGGGAUCAGAUGAAUCAGAACAUCUGGAGGAUUCAGCCUCAGCUGGCUUUAACCAGUGGAGGUUUAUGGAGAAACAUCUGAUUAACCAGCAGCAGGAGGCUAAAAAUAUCAGGCUGGAUGGAAAAGGGAAGUCUGAGCAUUGAGUCAGCAUUUGUCCAUUUGUCCAUCUGAUUCACUGUCUGUCCGUCUGAUUCGUCGUCUGUCCGUCCAUCCAUCAGCAGGAGACACACCAACAUGCUGCUGCUCCAUGCCUUCACCUGCCUCUGCCUCCUCUCAGGUGUGUUUGCGGUUACCACGGAGACGGUCGUGGGCGUGGCAGGGCAGACGGUGAUGCUGCCAUGUCGCUCUGAGGCAGCCAAUCAGAAAGGAGUGGAGGUGUGCUGGGGGCGGGGUGAGCCGUCACUGUUCAAUUGCCACAAUGCUGUGAUUGGCAGCAGCGGGCAGCGAAUCACGUACAGGAAGUCGUACAGGUUCUCGCUGUUGUCCUUGUCCUCCCUGACCAUCUCCAGCUCUCAGCCCUCUGAUGCUGGUUUCUACCACUGCAGACUGCAGCUGCCGGGACUCUUCAAUGACCAGACGUCCUCCGUCCACCUGAUCAUCAUUGACUCUCGUCCAGUCUUCUCCUCAGAACCAUCCAAGCGCUCAGAUGACGAGGGGAACCUGAACGCACCACAGACGACAACAGAUUACAUCACAGAGGGCAGUGAUGUCACAGGAGGUGCCACCACAGAGCCAAUGAUGGCUGUCGUUCAGCCCAUCCAGCAGCAGGAACAUGUAAACACUCUGCAGAUGUUUGUUGGAAACACAGUGAGAACUUCCUUCAUCGUCUUCAUCCCCGCUCUGCUUCUGGCUGCUGCCUACAGAGUCUGGAGGCUGAAGCAGAGCUGGGAGACGGACAGGAGGAUGGACCAAUCAGAGGAGGGCAGCAGCUCUGCGUGAACAUCAGUUCAUCUCUAAACACUUUUAACCUUCAAGUUCUGUCAUUUUCAUGCAUCAGAUCCUUGAAUUCAUUCAAAGAAAAGUUCAGACUGCAGGUAAACAUCCUUGACUUGCUGAUUUAAACACACCAGCAGUGAAUCCAGAAGAUCUGAGAAACUCUCCUGGUAAACUUCUGAACGCUGAUGGAGGCUCUGAAAGUCUUCAGUUCAUCCAGAAUCAGAGAAAAUCCCACAAACAGAACUGCUGGAGAUGAUCUGAUUCAUGUGUUCCUGGUGGAACAAACAGUUUCUGAUGUUUAAAACCCUGAGAGGUUCCAGCAGCACAGUUUUAAUCUGAAUGACAGAACGUCACAGAAGGCUUCCAAUGAAGGUUUUUACUUCUCAUGUUGGUUCAUGGAGGACAAAGUUCUUCUUUGUGUGUUUGCUUUGCCAGAAAAUUAAACUGUUUCUAUCCAUCUAUCUCUAAAAUCACUUCACAAAUAAAAUGAUUCAUAUCUCAAAUUAUAUUUUCUGAA